Pimephales promelas (fathead minnow) is the source of this 4000-nucleotide messenger RNA. RefSeq lists its product as uncharacterized. Lineage: Eukaryota; Metazoa; Chordata; Actinopteri; Cypriniformes; Leuciscidae. Gene Ontology annotation, cellular component: membrane. The record is from RefSeq and is a predicted model, not a curated record.
ACACAGAGUCGAGCACGCGCACACAGGUUCAUGCAGAUAGAAGAGACGGAGUCACACAGGCAGAGGAUCAUAUGCCGACACAUCACCCCACGUUUUUAUACUAACACGCUGCAGCUUUGUAUAGCGUAAAUCAACACCUUUUUAAAUCUUUAUUCUGUGUCACCAUUUGAAACUUUCGUAUGCCUAGUGUUUAUUUAAAUUCAUAAUGAGAGUUUUGCACUAGAUUAAGUUCUAAACAAUUCAGAAUCCGGACAUAAAAGCUUGAUUUUGCCACAAGUUGUCGUAAACACCUUGGGAAUGGAUUUGAAUGCUGACGCCAGCAUUCCCACUGCUGCCCCUGGUGCAGAAGAGGAAGAACAUCAACAGAAACAAUCGGAGCAAGAGACCAGUCAGCAACCAGGCACAGAGUCAGACCUCACCGCCAUCUCCUCUCAGCCAAUAAAAAAUCAGCAGCAAGAUCCAAUCCCCGCAACAACACCUACUCCUGCUGUAGACUCCGCCCCCUCUCAGGAUGCCCCACGCCAAGAUCACCUGACAGUCAUUGACGAGAAGAUGGAAAUAAGUAAUGGUGUUUGCCCGGCUCCUAUCGACAGUUGUCCCACCGCUGCUUCUCCUCCUCGUCAACAGCAUUUCAAACCCAACCACGCACAUGCAAACGGGCGCGCCAGGUUGAGCAGCCGCUCGGGGUCACUGAGUUACGCGGGGUCACCUCGGCCAUCGCUCACCCGUCAGCCCAGCGCAGCCACUGAUGCUGGAGGAGACGGAUCCAAACCCAACGACUAUCUCAUAUGGGCUAUUCUGGCCUGCCUCUGCCCUGUCUGGCCCAUCAACAUCGUCGGCUUGACCUUUUCAGUGAUGUCUCGUAACAGUCUGCAGCAGGGCAACGUGGAUGGCGCACGCCGUCUUGGCCGGAAUGCAAAGGUCCUGUCCAUCGUUUCGCUGGUGGGUGGGAUUGUCAUCAUUAUUGUUACUAUCGUCAUCAACUGGGGUGUCAUACUUAAGACCUGACGGCCAUCACAGCACUCAGGAUGAAGAAAAACUCACGAUUAAACUUCACACAGAAACAACCAGUACAUGAUGACCAUUUUCUUCUUCCAUGCGUCAGUCAUCUUUCUACAUCUGAAUGCGUUUUCACCUGUUUUAUACUCUGUCUGAAGACUCUAAGCUGGAUGUUACCUUUAUCUUCUACCAUGCCAGAACUUUCAGAAACAACACUCUCAGCUGGAUCACGAGUGAAGUGGCAAGGCAUGCAUAUUUUUUUUUUUUAUUUUCAACAAAGGACUCCUCGUUUUAGAUGAUGUCAGUAAGGAGAUCGCAAAGAUGAUCUCAUUUCAUUCGCUCUGCACCCCUUGAGGAUUUGAGGGAGGAAAAGAAUCAGAGGGAAUUGCUGGAGAGGAUUUGUUUUUUGUUUUUUGGACAACAAUUAGAAGUCUUUUAGGCUUACUACACCUUGUUUACUAAGUAUGAAUCCAGAAAGAGAAGCUCAGAUUAAAAUUGAUUGUAUAAAUCAGCAGAUGCCUUUUGUAUUGGCAUCCAUCAACAGAUUUUUUUUUUUAUCAGACAUCAUGGUUGUCUCAAAGGAAAGGAAUGAAACGAUGUGGAAGAACAACACAGUCGCAUAUUUAUCUCUUUCUGUUCUUAAUAUUCACACACAAAACAGGUUGCAGGUUAAUGCACAAACAAAAAAAAUGAAUCAGAAAAUCCUACUGAGAGAGAAGGAGGGAGAGGUGAAGAGAAAGUGGGAGGGAUCAAGACCAAGCUGCAGUCUUUUGUUUCCCACAGAUGGAAGGAUGGAGGGAGAAGAGAGGAGGGGGGUGGUGGCUUCAGAUAAAAGAUACCCCAGAGAUGGGGAGAUGUAGGGAAUGCAGUAGUGCUGAGAGGGAUGCUAGCCGCCUCUGAUUGGCUGAUUGUGUGUGUGUGUGUGUGUAAGCCAAUAUCGUAACGCUCGCCAACAUGCCCUCCCCUCUUCCUUACAGCUAUACUUGGCCAGAUCAUUCAAGGCAAACAGAAAGCAAAGCAUUGAUUUAUUAUUGUGUUUUAUCAGUAUGAGGCAGAAAUGAUGAUACUCAUGUUUUUACAUCGUAAUGUUUACAAUAGAAUCAGACUCUUUAAGCACAUUCAGCAGAAAUGCUAGGACAUUUGGAUUAUGACGAAUCGUUUUACACAGCCCAAAACUGUUUGCUUGGUGGAAUGAUUUGUUUUGCUCAACAUAAUGAAACCUGAUUCAUUCCUAGUUAUCCCACACUGACCGUGCCAAAAUUCCGAUGCUGUCAAGACUCCAGCUUAGGUGGGCAUGUGGGAAAUAAGAGCAUGAAUGCAUUUUUAAGAAGGCAUUUAUAUGCAGGGAUGCACCGAUAUUAAAAUGUUAGAACAUACCGAUAAUCUGAUAAGUGGCCGAUAGUUGAUGUGGCUAAUUUAUCGAAAUAACUAAAUAAAGAAUAAAACGCUAAAAAUACAUUUAGGCUCAACAAAAAAAUGUGCUUAAAUGAAUACUCAAGUUUACAUAUUGGAAAUGUUAUUUAAUUAUUAUUGUUUUUAAAGAUUAACUUUAAGUGGGAUAAGCAAGGUUAGUCUAAAACUGACUAAUAAAAUAAUUUUAAAACAGAGGAAAUGAGCAUGCACAAUUAAAUACUUAAUAUCAGGCAACAAAUUUCCAAUAUUGACUGACCGAUUAAAUACAACGACUGAUAAAUUAAAUAUAAAAACCGAGGGAAUGAGCAUUAAAAUUCCAAAUCAUCCAAAUAAAAAGAUUGACUGAUCAAUGUAAAUACUACCAAAUGAUAAAAAAUAUGAUACCCAAUUAUAGUGCAUCCCUACAUAUUUGGAGUUCUUUUACAGAUGAUAUCCCAAAUCCCUCAUUUUCAUGGCUGCAGGUCUCUUGCAUGCAGAAUGCGAUUAUGUUUCAUGGAUGUCAACAGCUUUUUGAUAGAUAUGAGGAGCGCUUGUUAAGACUCUGAAAUCAAGUAUUACUAUUUGUUUACAAGACAAUGCUAGCACUUUGUAAAUGUUCUGUAUCUAAUGCAAAUUAUUUAGUAUCAAAAUCAGUAUGAUGUCGAUAAUCAUGCUGACUCAGUUUUGGGUAGUGAGAGGCCCCCAUUUUGGGGUCUUGCAGUGGGCUAGGCUUGCGUCAACAGAACCAGCUACAGUUGUCUGUUUGAUACAUUUCCAUUUGCGGCCACUUCACAUCCACACCACUCAAAUAGGAAUGACCUUAGCAUGCCCAUUUGAUCCAACUGCGUGCAGUCAGUGAAUGCCAGCUUGACUUUUCUUCUCUUGAAUUGUUCUGCUCAGCUAUUUGUAUUUAACCCGCUUCUAAUUCAUGCUUGUAUAUAUAUAUAUGUAUAUGUAUAUAUGUGUCUGUACAUAUUUGUACCGCUUCCAAUUGCAUCUGGUAAUCUGAAUCUCUUUGAUGGACAUGAACAGUGUUCGUAAUGCAACUCUUGACUGUUAACACUGCAGUGCUUUCACAAAUUUUUUCACUCUUGAGUAUUUUUAUUGGUAUGUAUUUUGAAAUCAGCCCAUUUGUUUUCUAUGCCAUUUGUGCUUUGCUGAAACUUUGACCUUAUUCAAGCAUGUUUGCUUACUGAUAACAGAUUGCCUGUGCUGCAUAAUAUAAUUCUGAAGACAACAGCCGAGUCCAAUUCUCUAGGUUACAAGUCCUACCUGCUGUUCUGUUUUUUUGGUGUGAAGAAUAAAUCCGUUAUUUUUGUUUAUUAAACAUUCCCUUACAAAUUCAUCAGCAUUUUGGUGAAAGCACCCGUGCUACUCAAGAUUCCUCUGUGACAUGAAAUGAUUUGAGAGGCAUUAUGAUAACUCUUGUUGCUAAUAUAAUCCUGAUUUUGUGCAGAUUUGCCUGUGCAUGCCUUAAUGAAUUGCUCUGGAACAAUAAUAUGUGAUGUACGCUGUAUCUGAACUUGCAGUAUUGAUCCUUAUUCUGCUCUGUACCAACACUGAUUAUGCAUCAAUGAGUCCAGUGAAUAAACUGUCCCUCAUUAUGCCA